Messenger RNA from Arthroderma uncinatum, 4008 nucleotides. RefSeq lists its product as uncharacterized. Gene Ontology annotation, cellular component: cytosolic small ribosomal subunit; membrane. The transcript is spliced from 15 exons. Lineage: Eukaryota; Fungi; Ascomycota; Eurotiomycetes; Onygenales; Arthrodermataceae. The record is from RefSeq and is a predicted model, not a curated record. Gene Ontology annotation, biological process: translational initiation. Gene Ontology annotation, molecular function: tRNA binding; oxidoreductase activity; ribosome binding. Bases 1 to 4008 code for a protein of 1335 amino acids.
AUGGCAGCUCCGACUCAGCUUGCUUACCGCACGGUGAAGGAUAUCGGCAUCCUAGAUGCUGCGCCGGUUUACGAACCCUUGCCCGGUUUUGUUAGACCAGAAGGGAACCUGCGUUGUACCGCAUACUCUGCCUGCGGCCGAUAUUUCGCUUGGGCAGCCCCAGAAGGUGUCACCGUCAUCGACCCUUCUGUCGGCCAUAUAAUCACCCAGCUUCCCGCAGAAAACGUCUAUGAGAUUGAUUUCUCGCCGCUGGGCACCUACCUUAUCACCUGGCAACGGCCAUCCAAGGAUGCCAACGGCGACGCAGUCCGGAAUCUGAAGGUGUGGAAAGUCGUAGAAUGCGCACGGGGAGCCAACAAUGAUGACACGCCAGACGAACACACGGUUAUUGGUAGCUUCGUGCAAAAAUCGCAGACAGGCUGGAAUCUGCAGUAUGCAUCAGACGAACAGUAUUGUGCUCGUGUCGUGACAAACGAGGUUCAGUUCUACGAGAGUGGGAACCUCUCUACAGUUUGGAAGAAGUUGAGGGUUGAGGGAGUCUCGGAUUUUGCCCUUUCGCCAGGCAAGGGGCAUGCCGUUGCCACCUUUAUUCCGGAGAGAAAGGGCCAACCUGCUUCCGUCAAAAUAUUUGAUAUGCCCAACUUCAGUGCCCCAGUAUCCCAGAAAUCUUUUUACAAGGGUGACAAGGUGCAGCUGAAGUGGAAUAAUACGGGUACCACCUUGAUUGUCCUCGCCCAGACAGACGUAGAUAAGAGCGGCAAGAGUUACUAUGGAGAGACCACCUUGUAUCUCCUCAGCGUCACUGGGGCGUUUGAUUCUAGGAUCGACUUGGACAAAGAAGGCCCAAUCCAUGAUGUUACGUGGUCGCCAACUUCCAAAGAAUUUGGUGUCGUGUACGGCUACAUGCCUGCAAAGACCACCAUCUUCAACACCCGUGGGAUAGCUACGCACUCUUUCCAGCUUGGCCCACGAAAUACGAUCCUCUUCUCUCCACACGGCCGUUUUGUCCUUGUUGCCGGUUUCGGUAACCUGGCUGGCCAAAUGGACAUCUACGACGUGGAAAAGGAUUACAAGAAGAUUGUCACUGUUGAAGCCUCCAACGCCAGUGUCUGCGAAUGGAGUCCAGAUGGCAAGCACAUCCUCACGGCAACGACUAGCCCCCGCCUGCGUGUUGAUAACGGUGUCCGCAUCUGGCAUAUUUCCGGUGCUCUGAUGUAUAACGAGGACAUGAAUGAGCUGUAUUCCGUCUCGUGGAGACCCCAAUCUCCUAACAGCCAUCCGCUGGGAUCGAAUCCGCUCCACCCAAUGCCUAACCCGCACCCUUCUGCGCUAGCAUAUCUGAGCACCAAAAAGGCGCCCACCAAGCCCGCAGGUGCAUACCGGCCGCCUGGUGCUCGAGGACAAAGCACACCCUUAGCUUUCCGUCGCGAAGACGAAGGUGGUGCCGCAUUCGUACGUGAUGGUGCGUCGCCAUUCGGCUCGAACAGCGGUCCAGCCGCAAGCCCCUUUGGAAAACCACGCCGUCGUGUUGUGCCUGGCGCUGAGCCAGCGGAAGAGUUCUUACCACCCGGAGCCGCUCCGGGAGGCGGUGUGGCUCUUCCCCCUGGAGCUGAUGCCAGCGCAAACGCAAACGAAAAACUGUCCAAGUCGGCCGCGAAGAAUAAGAAGAAGCGAGAGGCUAAGAAGGCCAAGGAGGCCAACCAGGGAGGAGAAGCUGGCGAAGCGUCCAUCCCCACGGCUCCCAGUGCGGACAGGCGAGACCGCAGUCGCUCCCGAGGACAUAGGCAGCAGCCCAGCGGUGGCGCGAACGGUAAUAACGUCAACGGCCCCAACCUUGGGCCUAAUUAUCCUCGCGGCCCUCGCGACCGAAGCAGAAGCACCCACCGCCGCCAGCGCAGCGAUGGGCGCAACAACCGUAAUGGUAACGGUAACGGUAACGGCCAGCAGCCUCAAGACCGUCGUGCGCCAGCUGUCAAUGUCAACACCGGUGCACACCAGCAGACUACACCACCAGAUCUAACUGUUACCUCGCCUGAUGGCGGUAAUACAGCCAACGCCGCACCGGACGCUGCGGCUAUUGCUCGGGAGAAAAAAAUGCGCGGUCUGCUAAAGAAGGUCCGUGCCAUUGACGAGCUGAAGAUGCGUGUUGCUGGUGGAGAGAAGCUGGAGGAGACGCAGAUGAAGAAAAUAUAUACUGAAGACUCGUUUGGCGGGAUGAACCGGCUUCCGAAUGGCAGCGGCCGGAGUCGCCUUCGCGGUGGCAUUGAGAUGUCACAUAUGCCCUGGCAGGUACAGGAGCAGGAGAGGUCCAGAGUGCCUCCGCUAGCGAGGAUGUUGAUGUCCGGCGAGAUGAGCGGAGACCCGCCGAGGAGUUUGAAUAUGAAGGAGAAGUUUGAUAGAUGGAUGGUGAAUGACGGAUGGAGGAGGCUAUUCGUCGUCAUCUUUGCCCUGGUACACGUUCUACUAUUUGUACUUGGUAUGCUGAAUUAUGGUCUAAAGGAUAAUCUCAGCAAGGCUAGAGGAUUGCUCGGGUCCAGCUACCCCAUUGCCAGGGCGGCUGCAUUAGUCCUUCACUUCGACGUUGCUGUCAUUUUAUUUCCUGUCUCUCGUAACCUUAUUUCCCUUUUGAGGAGAACCCCCUUGAACGGAAUUAUCCCGUUUGAUAAGAGCAUAUCAUUCCACCAGAUAACGGCAUGGUCCAUCGUCUUCUUCUCUAUACUCCACACCGUCGCUCAUUGGGUCAAUUUCGCCCGAAUCGCAGCCGCCCAGGGCCUAGGAGCAACAGGCUUCUUUCAACUCAAUUUCACCACCGGCCCUGGCUGGUCUGGGUAUGUCAUGCUGAUAUCCCUGAUAGCAAUUGCGGUGACAUCCCUUGAAGGCCCGCGAAGAGCCAACCACGAGCGUUUCUGGAACACGCAUCAUCUGUUUAUCAUCUUUUUCAUCUUCUGGUCAUUCCACGGAGCGUUCUGCAUGAUCAAAUCGGACCUACCGCCAUUUUGCGAUGGGAUAGGGGUAUUUUAUCUCUACUGGGUAUUUGGUGGGGCUGUAUAUUUACUAGAACGCCUCAUGCGCGAGGUUCGCGGCAAGCACAGGACCACUAUUACGAAGGUCGUACAGCAUCCAAGCAAUGUCUUUGAGAUCCAGCUUCGAAAGGAGAAGACAAAGAUGAAGCCAGGACAGUACAUACUGAUAUGCUGUCCUGUGGUGUCAAUAUGGCAAUACCACCCAUUUACUCUCACCAGCGCCCCUGAAGAGGACCACAUCUCGGUCCACAUACGCUGUGUUGGCAACUUCACCAAGGACCUCGCCAAAGCUGUCGGGUGUGACUUUGACCAGAAGGAGCCGCGAGUGAGCACGCCCUUCUACGAGCAACGCAACAAACGCGAGUCGACCGUGAUCGGCGUCGAUGCCAAUACUACAGAGCCAGACAUCGACCCGAGACUGCGCCGUAUACUACCGCGCAUAUUCAUCGACGGCCCCUUCGGCAGUGCAUCCGAGGACGUGUUCAAAUUCGAAGUAGCUGUGCUGGUCGGUGCCGGGAUCGGCGUCACGCCCUUUGCUUCGAUCCUGAAGAGUAUCUGGUAUCGAAUGAACCAGCCUCAGAACAAGACACGGUUGAAGAAGGUGUAUUUCUUCUGGGUCUGUCGGGACUUUGGCUCGUUUGAAUGGUUUAGCUCGCUGUUACUCGCUAUAGAAGCACAGGAUAAGUAUAGUAACAUCGAGAUCCACACGUAUCUGACGGCCAAGAUCCAAGCUGACGAUGCAACGAACAUAAUGAUCAACGACGUCGACGCUGACCGGGACGCCAUCACCGGCCUCCGUGCCCCGACGAACUUUGGCAGGCCAAACUGGGACAUGGUGUUUCGGUCUAUUCGAAAGAUCCAUACUCCGGCAGAGGCAGGCGUGUUCUUCUGUGGUCCCAAGGCCCUCGGAAGCGUGCUGCAUGUCAAGUGCAACAUGUACUCUGAGCCUGGCUUUAAUUUUGUCUGGGGCGAGGAGAAUUUCUAA